Molecule: messenger RNA, 384 nt
Organism: Rodentolepis nana
Lineage: Eukaryota; Metazoa; Platyhelminthes; Cestoda; Cyclophyllidea; Hymenolepididae
Source: the annotation of a GenBank genome assembly
UAUCCCACCGGUAAUCAACACGAUGCUGUCGGUUCUAUCAAUCCACCUUCUUAUGGAGUUAACCCCACGAAUGACGAUAAUCAGAACAACGCUUUUUUAAAUUCUCCGGUACCGACUACUUCUCAGCCUGUUCCACCAAGUGAUUUUCAAUCUGACUUCCAAGAUCCCGUUAGAUCGAUGGUUAUUGCCCUACCAGGCCCUGGAGUUAAUAUUCCAAAGAAUCCUGGAAGUUGUGCCCCACUUGACGUUAACCAAGAAAUUGGAGGGCUCGAUACAACAUCCUCGAUAACGGAAAACAGCGAUUUAGAAUGGGUAGAUCAGAGAAACAAGGAAAUGCAAUACCACUCAAUAUCUCUUAAUAGUAUUUCUGUUUCCUCGGAUUGA